This is a messenger RNA of Linepithema humile (Argentine ant), 5607 nucleotides long. It is a transcript of the gene lbk, whose product is annotated as lambik. Gene Ontology annotation, molecular function: protein binding. The record is from RefSeq and is a predicted model, not a curated record. NCBI's taxonomy places the organism in Eukaryota, Metazoa, Arthropoda, Insecta, Hymenoptera, Formicidae.
UAGGCGUCAUCAUGGUGCGUAGGCAGUAGCGUUUUUGAGGAAGAAGCGAGAGUUUGUUUUGAAUCGAUAGUAACAUGGGCAUCGCUUUUCGUUAUUAUGGUAAUUCGCGCGUCUAGGAGUGGCAUCGUCCCACGAAUUCGCGAUGAUGGAGCAAAGCGACAGCGGUGAACGUCGAGCGACGAAUUAAUCGAGCAGGACUUUGUGCGCGGUGUGUGUGUUACACGAUGUCGCGGAGCUCGGAGAAGCUUCGCUUUGUACGCCGAGUCUUCGAGUGGAAGAAGAGGAAUAGUGGUGCGAUUCUGCUCGUGGUGUGCCUGUUUGCGCUGACCACGUCGUUGCCAAUCGCUUAUGCGAAUACCGAGCAGAUCCAUGUCCCAACGGGCAUGAAUCGUUGUCCAGUCGAGUGCGCUUGUCUCGGCAAUUUGGUCUCCUGUAGCGACCUGCAGUUGAUCGAGGUACCGAGUGGGCUGCCUCCGUGGACAGAGAUUCUAGAAUUGAUGGGUAAUAAUAUUGCAAACUUAGAAUUUGACUCAUUACUUCAUUUAACAAAACUCAAAAAACUAGAUGUAAGUGCUAAUAAACUCAGAGAUAAUUUUACUAUUGUCUUGUCAAACGUUGCACAAUUACGCGAGCUUAAAGUGAAUAAAAAUCACUUGACACAAGUGCCAGAUCUUGUAUUUGUUAAGAAUAUUACUCAUCUCACACUGUCUCAUAACUUAAUUUCCAAUAUAAAUGGAACUGCAUUGCUCAGUUUGCCACAGCUUCAAUCUCUGGAUCUCAGUGGGAAUAAAAUAAGUGUCCUUAAAAAAAGGUCCUUCCUUGCUCCUAACGAGCUUACACAUUUAAAUUUAAAUGGAAAUCACUUAAAUGUUAUUGAAAAUGGAAGUUUGGAUAAUCUAACUUUGCUGGAGGAACUUCGUUUGAAUAAAAACAAUUUGACACAACUGAAAGAUCUAUUUAUGAAUCAGAAAAAAUUACGAAUACUAGAGGUGAACAGAAAUAAUCUGCAGCAAAUUCACGGAUUAAGUCUGAAAAGUUUACAAAGCUUGAAACAGUUACACUUAAAGAGGAAUAGAAUUAACACGCUGGAUGACGGAGCUUUUUGGCCACUUAAAGAUUUAGAACUAUUAGAGCUCGAUUUUAAUAUGCUGACCACUAUAAAGAAGGGUGGUUUGUUCGGCUUAGAAAAUCUGCAAAAGUUUACCUUGUCGCACAAUAAGAUUUCGACGAUCGAGCCUCAGGCGUGGGAUAUAUGCAAAGAAAUAACAGAGAUAGAUUUGUCGCAUAAUGACUUGACCUCUAUAGAACGGGGCUCAUUCGAAUAUCUCACGAAGCUGGAAAUACUUAAACUGGAUCAUAACCAGAUCGCAUACAUCUCGGACGGAGCGUUCAAUUUUACACCAAAUCUUCGUGUCCUGGAACUUAAUUUCAAUAAGAUAUCCUACAUGGUAGAGGAUAUCAGCGGUGUGUUUUCACCGCUCAGUCAGUUGUCGAAAUUGGGUCUGGCGCACAACAAGAUGAAAUCUCUAAAUCAGAACGCCUUUGCCGGCUUGAGUCGCGUCACCGAGCUCGACUUGAUCGGAAAUAAUGUUACGUCCAUUCAGGAAAAUGCGUUUCUGCCGAUGACCAGCCUGAUCAAACUUAAGAUAAACACAUGGAACUUGGUUUGCGAUUGCGGACUUCAAUGGCUGAGCAUGUGGUUGCGAGAACAUCGUUACAAUGAAGCUGAGCUGUACUGCGGUUAUCCGCAAUGGUUGCAGGGCAUGUCAUUGAUGCAUUUGCAUCAUGCGAACUUCACUUGUAACGAAUAUCCAAAACCACUGAUCAUCGAAGAACCGAAGGGUCAAUUAAGCACUAAAGGUGGCAACGUGACGCUGGUGUGUCGCGCGACCAGCACCGCUGACGCACCGCUUUAUUUCACGUGGAAACAUGACAAUGUGGAGUUAAUUGAUGCGAAUCUGCAGACCAGCUCCGGGUCUACCGAGGACGGAGCAACCGAGGCUACAUCUUUUUUACACCUUAUUAACGUCACUUAUGCUGAUGCGGGAAAGUAUCAAUGUACGGUAGCAAAUAAUUAUGGAACUACGUAUUCGUCCAAAGCCAAACUAAGUGUGUUGGUUUAUCCGACAUUCUCUAAAAUUCCGCACGAUAUACGAGUGCAUGCCGGGAGUACCGCUCGUUUGGAAUGCUCUGCCGACGGACACCCGUCUCCUCAAAUAGCUUGGCAAAAGGAUGGUGGAAAUGAUUUUCCGGCCGCGAGAGAAAGGAGGAUGCAUAUGAUGCCGACGGACGACGUGCUCUUUAUUAUAAACGUGAAAAUGGCCGACAGCGGAAUUUAUUCUUGCACCGCGCAAAACAUGGCUGGUCUUAUCAUUGCAAACGCUACGCUCACCGUUUUGGAAAUACCAUCCUUCGUAAAACCUAUGGAGAACAAGGAAAUAAUGGUGGGCGGCUCGAUCGUGCUCGAAUGUAUGGCCAACGGUGCCCCACGCCCGAAAUUAUCGUGGCGAAAGAACGGCAGCCCGUUGGAGCCAACUGAACGGCACUUUUUCACCGCCGAGAAUCAACUGUUGAUUAUCGUCAACACGAUCGCGAGUGACGCCGGCAGUUACGAGUGCGAGAUGAGCAAUUCGUUGGGUAGCGUCGUCGGCGCGUCGUAUCUCACAGUUAAUCCAGCCUCGACUUCCGUACUGAACGACUCCGAAAUACUAGGCGUGAUAAUAAUAACCGUCGUGUGUUGCGCCAUUAUUACUUCCGUGAUCUGGGUGGUCGUAAUUUACAAGACCAGACGGCGCCUGAAUUCCGCUCAAGACACUGCCGUCGCGCAACCGGCGACGACCGUUAUACUGACCGUUCCGGACGCACAAACGCAAUUGUAUUUGGACACGAGCUCGCAGCAUAGCAAAGACAGCGGGACCGGAGACAGCACUAAUCCCAGUAACGAUCAGCUGCAAAUGUGCUUGCCCGAGGAGAUCGUGACUAGCUCUGCCACCGAGCACAACGAAGAAGAAUUGGGAACGAUAAGCGUUGGCGAUCCUCUCUUGCGCUACACGAAUCACGAGCGGCAUGCGAGCGAGAACGCCGACAGCAUGGUUUGAAGCGGGAAGAAGUGCGAGCAAGGGGAUCACCGCGUGCAACAUUUCUGCAAUUGGUAAAAAGUUUUUUUUUGCGAGAAGAAAUGUAUUUGUGAACGUGGUGUUGAGAUUUUCAACAAGAGAUAAAUAUUCUGUCAAGUCGUGUGAAUUGACGAGCCGUAGUAUUAUAAGAUACAAGGAUUUUUCACAGUUCCACUGUCUCAAAGUGACCUAUUUAGAAGUGAACGUUGAUCCGCGCGACAGUGCGUAACGAGAUAUUCGGAGUAUCCGAUGCUACUGACGGAUCAGUGAGUCACGGUACAAGUACAACAGGAACGAUAGCGAAACAUUUACGUGUCAUCGUCUCAUCGUAUUUAUUACUGACGCAACUCUCGUUAAGCCGACAUAGGGAAUCGAGCGAUACGAAUUGUAAAUAGUUAGACUAAGUUAACUAGUAUUAUCACACUGUGCGCGUCGCACGUCAGGUGUUUUCAGAAAACACGAUGCCUGAUACAAUUCUUUUUAAGAAACAAUAUAAUCUACUGUGAGUUUCAUAGCCACUGCGACAUGCGCGAGGACAUUUAUUAUAAAUUUAUUAUAAACUGCAAAAAUCCAUAUAUAUAUCUUAGACCAGCCUUUUGUGAUAGAUAUUUAUUCUAGACUUAUGGCGUAAAAAUAGGCGGCUAUUUAUAAUACGCAGAAAAGGAAAUGUCAUUUUAUUCUGGAAAGGCGAUCAUCAACGGGUUGGAUGUAUAUCCGCGCACCAAAGCGUCGACUUUAGGUAUCCUGUGCCUCCUCUUUUUAUUUCUUAUUCAUAGUCGGACGCGACAGCGAACGGUAUAUCCUGGAUUAAUUUUAAUUCGUUCAUUGAUCAAACUAUUGCUCACUACUAAUAGAUACAAUGUGUUUUUUAGGUAUAGAAGAUUAUUAUAGCUUUCGUAGGCAUUUUUGUUAGUAUUAAUAACUACUAAGUUUAAACGCAUACGACAUGAGACUCUACAAAUAAUCUUCCAAUCUUAUCGUGUAUAGUUGUUUUCAGGGUUUUGAGUAUUUAUCGAGAUAUCGCAAUCCUUUAUUGAAUAUUAUCAAAGGUGUAAGAAUUUAUUUCUGUUUUCCCUUGUGAUUUUAUGUUUGCAUACAUUUUAUCGGACUUUACAUAAUUAAGAUGAGUUUAGAGAUUAUAUUGGAGCCCCUGUUUUAUAAUAUUGCAAUUUUGUACAACAACAGACUUCGCAACUACAUCUUGUUUUCUAUAAUAUAUCGGAAGAGAAAUUUAUAAACAAUGCACAAUUUGUAAAAAAAAUUUUUAAUUAAUUUAAUUAACACAAAAAGGUUAAAGAGAAGCAAAAUAGCCAAUAGUAAAAUUGCAAAUUUGAAAAAAACUGCAUUAUCAAUUGAAAAUAAAUAUGAAAAAAAUAUAAAAAUAAGGACAAAUAAUAGUAUUCAAUGAAAAAUGACAUACAUUUCCAUCAGCUCUGAUUGGAUUCACAUGCGGCGAGAAGACAUUCUUAUGGAGAAGUCAUUAGGCCUUGAAUUAUAUUCUUUAAUUAAAUUAAAAAAUUUUCUUUUUAGAUUUGCAUUGUUUAUAAAUUUAAAAAAAUUUUACAAUGUGCAAAUAUUUAUACGCACACAUCAUUCUACUUCGUUAUUCAGAAUCAAAUACAUUUGGCUAUCGAUGCGUCAUUACGGGAUAAAAUUAUGACUAUAACACUUAGAGAUUAGAUUAAUAGCUUUCUCGUAGUAUAUUCGUGACAAUUUUAAUUAUACGAUCUCUCGAUUUUAAUUCGACGUUUUGAAUUUAGAAGUAAUUGAUUCUAAGGAUACUUUUUCUAAAAUAAGAAAAGGGUGAAACGAUAUUCUCUCGUUUCAUAAGAAAGUUCGAACAAUAAUGCGCAAGUAAUUAUGAAAGUAUAAAUUUAAAUCAAAGUCUUUAUAAUAUACCAGGCAGUUAUUAUUGGGAGUAAAUCUUGCGAUAUAUAACCUAUAUAUAUUUUUCUAUGACUUUAUUGGAAAAAAAAAUUGAAUGACAUUAAAAUUCUCGAGAAAAGAGCCAGUACUACUAUUACUUAAUUAGCUGCAGUCACACGCGCGGCUCCUUCCAUGAGUUACGACUCGGAUAUAAACAUUGCGUGCGGUCUAAACAUUGUCUGAUGUGCGGAAAGUAUGAUGUGCUCAUUAUGAGUAAAAUUCAAGUAUUGUGUAAAGUAAAAAUAUAAUAUUCCACUUAUUUGUGUAACUCGUGCGUACUCAUAAUGUAUAUGUUCAAGCGAUGCGAGAAUAGUUAUGAAUGAAUCAGAAAAGAAAAAACAAGCAUACGUUUUAUUAAUAGUCUGUGUAGAGUUUUUUCCUUGCUAGUAACGAGUAUUAUAAAUUAUAUAGUCAACGAAUAGAUGCUCUAUUGCGACAUGGUUUUCUGGCUUUUGCGCCCGUGUGAUACACCAAAUAAGGCAUCUGUUUCUUAUUCAGUAUUUUCCUUGUUGUUAUAUAGUAUUGUGUACAAAAAAAAAAAAUACAAAUAAUCGCCUACAAUGUA